Molecule: messenger RNA, 1567 nt
Organism: Aspergillus nidulans FGSC A4
Lineage: Eukaryota; Fungi; Ascomycota; Eurotiomycetes; Eurotiales; Aspergillaceae
Product: FAD-dependent oxidoreductase
Exons: 2
Coding region: 93-1505 (470 amino acids)
Molecular function (GO): catalytic activity
Source: RefSeq, a predicted model, not a curated record
AAAACGGUGAGCCCUGGUCCGGCUAUACGGUGUCGGUCCCUCUGUCAGUACCCGAUCCUUCACCGCGAUGUCGUAAAGUCCUCAUUGUUGGCAUGGGCAUUGCCGGCGUCGCUAGUGCACUCGCUCUUGCAAAGGAACUCGGCCCCCACGAACCGAAUCUUCAGAUCACUCUCUUCGAGCGUCACGAAGUCCUUUCCACUUCUGGUGGUGCGAUCAAUCUUACUCCGGUGGCCCAGCGGCAUCUGGAUCGGCUUGGCGUCCUCGACGAACUAGAUCGGCAGGGUCCUGACGGUGGUGCCGACGUCGAUGCCAUUGAACUCUUCUCCAGUCGAUCAGGACGCUCGCUCGGCUCAGUCGACUUCACCGACGGGCAUGGGAACGGCGUGAACGGGUACAAGGGGCGGCGGGUGAUGCGGAUCGUUCUGUCUCUGGCGAUGCUGGCCGUCCUCGAACGCCAGCCCAACAUCAACAUCGUUUACGGGAAGAAGGUCGGAGGCGUAUCAGAAAUGGACGGUCAGACGGUCCUGCAUUUCGAAGACAAGACUUCUGCUGCGGGCGAUCUUGUUCUUGGCUGUGACGGCGUUCACUCUGCCCUUCGCACUCAUUACGUUGAACCCGGCCGGCCGUCUGAAUACACGGGCCUCGCUUUCAUCCAGACCACCAUCGACACUCCUCCCCCUCCUCCUGGCUCAGCAAGAACCAGUCUCAGCCGUCCAAGCAGCAGCACCAGCGCCAGCGGAAGCACGCACAAUUCCACAAAGAGCGGCAGGACAACUCGAAGCGUCAGCACAAACUCCCUCAACUCCUCGCCAACCCUUUCCUCAACCGCACCGCCGACAAUGCCGCCGACAAUGCAUCCCCCUCCCUUCCGCACAACCGGUCUUGCUCUCUCCCGCCAUGGCGAUCUUCUCGGCAGCUACUGUGACCGCAACCACGCCACCCUCUUCCUCGCAGCCAUAGUUCAGAUCAAGGAGACCCUCUUACCAGGGUACCGCCUGGACGGUUACCACGUAAAGGAUCCCCGUCACCGCGUCGCUAUUCACGCCGCCCUUCAAAAUGAAAUUCACUCGCGCUUCGCAAGCUCAGGGAUCCCUUGGAUUCGGGAUGUUGCGAAUCUGAAGACAAACUGGAUGCUUUAUCCCGUUUACCAAGUCCGGCCAGGUGGACGGUGGUGGAAAGGGCGUGUCAUCCUACUAGGUGACGCCGCACAUGCCAUGCCUCCGCGAGACGAAUCCGCCGCCUACGCCCUCGACGAUGCCAUCAUGUUCUGCCGCAUCCUCGCCCACCACCGCGACGAGCCCCUCUCCACCGUCUUCACCAAAUACGAGCUUCAUCGCCGCGGACCUGUCGAGGAAGCCUUUUCCGCUGCAGGCCGGAUGUGGGCAACUCACCGCGACAUGGGCUUCCUGGAGGGCCGGUGGAAGGAGUGGACGAUGCCGUGGGUGCUGAGGAAGAACCGGGCUGCUAGGGACGCUGCGUGGAGAUUUGACGCUUAUGAUGUCUGAUUCGGUUGCCUUACAGUAGAGUUUGUAUAUAGUCUGGUUGUUUGACUCGGUUUGGGUUUGGG